CCCUAACUAAAGCCCCAUCGAAGCUCUCCGCUCUCCCUCAGCCUAGGGUUCCCUUCCGCUCUCCACUCUCGGCGGCGACGGCAGUCGAACGGGACCCAGCGGGACGCUCCAACGGCGACGAACUCGAAGAUCUCAACUAAUUCCAGGUUGGAAGCUCUCACACAGCUGUUAUUAGAACAGGGAGACAAGCUAGGGGAGAAGUUUUCUUGUUGCACCUCUGAAAGUGGAAAAGCUCUUUGCCUUCACACAAGUCGUUGGAAUUUACUGCUCAUUCGCUUGAGCUUCUUUGAAACAGGUAGUUGAAUUGGUGUUCUCUUGGUCGCAGCUGAUAAUGUUGAAAAUAAAGACUCCAAAGACACAUCGUGCUAAGCGGGCACUUGAAAAGCAUGCCCCUAAACUCGUGGAGAAUGGCAAGAAAACACUCAUUCUUCAUGGUACCAAGACCAGCAACGUACUGAACUCUGUAUUAACUCAGAUUUAUCAUUUGAAAAGAGAUAGUGCCGUAAAGUACACCAAGAAAAAUGAAAACAUCAGGCCUUUUGAAAGUGGUGGUGAAACAUCUUUGGAGUUUUUCUCUCUCAAAACUGACUGCAGUCUCUUUGUGUUUGGUUCUCAUUCAAAGAAAAGACCCAACAAUCUAGUUCUUGGGCGGAUGUAUGAUCAUCAUGUUUAUGAUCUUGUUGAAGUAGGAGUGGAGAACUUCAAACCCAUUGACUCAUUCGAGUAUGACAAGAAAAUAACACCACGAAUUGGAUCAAAACCUUUCUUUGCUUUUAUAGGAGAAGGCUUUGAGAGUGUUGAAGAGUUAAAACACCUGAAGGAAGUAUUGCUUGAUCUUUUUAGAGGAGAGGUUGUGGAAAAUUUGGACCUUGCUGGUGUAGAUCGUGUAUUUGUAUGCACAGCCAUCUCAUCGACUACAGUCUUCUUGACACAUUGUGCUCUCCGCCUGAAAAGGUCAGGCACGUCUGUUCCUAGAAUGGAGCUGGUAGAAGUUGGACCUUCCAUGGACUUGGUAGUUCGGCGUCAUCGUCUUCCCAAUGACAGCUUAAAGAAAGAAGCAAUGAAGACUGCUUCUGAUCAGCCUAAGAAGAAGAUAAAAAAUGUAAGCAGCGACAUUGUGCAAGGAAAAAUAGGGAAGAUCUACAUUCCAGACCAACAGGUUGGAAAUAUGCCUUUAUCAAAUGAGAUAAAGGGACUGAAGAGGGAACGCCGUGAAGCCAAGAAAAACAAGGUUAAUGGAGACCAUCAAUCAAAGAAAAGAAAGACUGAUCCUCUCUAGUUUUCAGAGGUUGCUCUCUCUCAUGCUACUGGCCAUGUGACACUGAAGAAAUUGUGUGUUCGUGCUGAAUGUUUGAUAAAAAUUUCUUCUCAUUAUGGAAUCAACACCAAGUUAGCAGUCAAAAUUGAAAGCAAUUGAAAAUUCUUGGAAGAUCAAGGCAAUUGAAAUUUUGACACAUCGUUAUUGAAUUGAUUUUUGAUAUAUAGCAUUGGAAUCAGAUGCCUGGUAGGUCUUUCAUGAAAGCAUGUGUAGGAUAGAGUUCAUACGAAAGUUGUAUCUCAUGAUUGAUGUGCUUUUUGAUAUCGAAUUUUUUAGAGUAAUUGGAAUUGAGACAUAUUACAUAGCUUGAAACCAG
Phoenix dactylifera (date palm) is the source of this 1634-nucleotide messenger RNA. Its product is annotated as ribosome production factor 2 homolog. Gene Ontology annotation, cellular component: nucleolus. Gene Ontology annotation, biological process: maturation of LSU-rRNA from tricistronic rRNA transcript (SSU-rRNA, 5.8S rRNA, LSU-rRNA); ribosomal large subunit assembly. Gene Ontology annotation, molecular function: rRNA binding. Lineage: Eukaryota; Viridiplantae; Streptophyta; Magnoliopsida; Arecales; Arecaceae. The record is from RefSeq and is a predicted model, not a curated record.